This is a messenger RNA of Vitrella brassicaformis, 2436 nucleotides long. The record is from the annotation of a GenBank genome assembly. NCBI's taxonomy places the organism in Eukaryota, Vitrellaceae.
GUAGACUCCUCUCUUUACUCCUCUCUUCCAUCGGCCGUAUGAGUCGCUGAGGUGAUGGCAUCGCUGUACGUGGAGGCAGCAGAUGUGCUUCGGGCAAUGGAGGAGCAGGGCAAAGGCCUGAAGGCAGCCCUCUACGACGACAAGCAGCGGAGAUCUGAUGUGCAGAAGGUGAGGUGAGGUGAAGCCAUGAAUGGCCAUUCAUAUCAAUUGGCGCAUGUAGCUACUUGGAUGCUUCUCUCUGUUCUCUGUUCUCUUUUCAUUGUCCCGUGUGUAGGUAUGCGGCCUGGUAUGUGCCGUGCUGAGGCACAAACAGCUGCUCAUCCGCGUACUCGACCGAUGCGGGCUGAUUGAUGGCAGCGCAAAUCACAAGAAGAGCAAAACCAAAGCCAAGUCGUCGAGUCCAGUGGACAACCGGUAUCUGUGCCUGGCAAUGGCGCAAGACAUGCUGUUUGGCAGAGGCAUCAGGGGCGGAGGUACGUGAGCAGCUCACACCACACUCAGCGGCAAUCAUGGACAAUGUGGAUGUGGGUGGACGGACCACUUUUGCGUUUCAGGUGGCGUCAAGCGAGCCCUGGAGGCCAACCAAACUGAGCUUCGAGCCGCCCUCGCUGAUGAAGAGAACAAGGGCCCACCACCUCCAACAGCAGCAGAUUCAGCAGUGUCAUCGCUCCCCUCCAAGCGCAGGAAUGCCUCCCAGCAGUCGGCAUCGAAGCGGACACGAGGGGAGAACGGGGCGGUGGUCAGCGAGAGGAGGCCGGGCGAUGCUGCUGAUAGUGGUGGUGCUGUCGUUCUUCCUCCCCGUUAUGUGAGGGUCAACGGCCUGGUCGGUGGCAAGAGUGGGCAGGAGAUCCGAUCUCUGAUCCAGGCACAGAUGAGAAAAGCUAAGGUACUUACGUCAGUCAUUAUAAUGGGGUAAAUGACAACAAGCAAAUGGCUAUUCAGUUGUCCUGCCAGUCACUCACGUAUCGGUGCGUCGAUAUAUCGUCAGAUUGAUGGUGAUGUGGAGACCGACCCCUACAUCCCUUCCCUUCUCGUGCUGCCCUCGACUGCUGGGGCCCUCCUGGCGCAGAACAAGCUGGUCCACGAGGGCAAUGUCAUCCUUCAGGACCGAUCCAGCUGCCUGGCUGCGCUGGCGGCCGACAUCCGGCCUGGCGACACGGUGCUGGACGCCUGUGCGGCCCCUGGGAGCAAGACGCUGCACUGCCUGGACUUCAUGAAGGGCAGCGGACAUCUGGUGGCCUGUGAGAGGGCGCCCCGGAGGGCAGUCACUCUUUUGCAGAGGUGCGCAUGAACUGGAUGGAGUACAUGACGAACUACCCUUUAUGCAGUCAGUAUUCUUAGACUUUGGUUUCUCCAGGCUGCGUGAUCACGGCGGUUUUGACGGCCCUCUGGAAUCUCUCUCCGCAGCUUAUGGUGACUCCGCCGACAAGCGGAGUGCUCUGUCCGAUCUCAGCGACGCCCGCGCGGCUGAGCGGCAGCUAAAAGAGCGGGACGGCAAGCCUAUGUUCUUCAGACACACCAACUAUGGUCGGUACCUGCAAAUGGGUCACUCGUCUCGCCUCACACGCGCGUCGGUUGAUCGAUCGAUCUUUCUUCCACCCAUCCCUUCUGUGCGUGUGCAGCGUCGCUAAGUGUGGAGGUCAGAGUGGCGGAUUUCCUCUCCCUGCGAUCCGCAGAUGUGUCCCCUGAUGUGAUCCUUGUGGACCCGUCGUGUUCGGGCAGCGGCCUGCCCACACACCAGAUGGACGACCAGGGGGGCGGGCGGGACGUGGAAAGGCUGCAGAAGCUGGCUGCCGUGCAGACACAAAUGCUCAAGUAGGUGAGACAGACCAGUGGACAUGACUAGAAAAUGUAUGUCUGGGAACUUACUGCCUCCCUCGUGUGUGUUUUGUCUUGUGCUCCUGUCUGUAGUCAUGCACUGACUGCCUUCGCGACUGCCCGCACCGUCUGCUAUUCGACCUGUUCCACUCAUGAAGAGGAGAACGAACAGGUGGGUGCGACCCGAGCGGAUGGGAUGGAUGCCACACACUCCACUGCCAUGUGUCGUCUGUCUUGUGGUCCGUGCAGGUGGUUGCGGCUUCAUUGGAGACAAUCGAGCAGCACAAGGCAUCAUCAGCUGCCGCCAAAGGGGGUGGUAGGGCGGCCAGGCGUUUCCGCCUCGUGUCAGCCGUCCCCUGGUGGCCCUCUACUGGUGUGCCCGAAGAGCUAUCUAAUGCGUAUGCAUGGGGUAGCAAGUGCGUGCGGUGCGAUCCGGCUGUGCAUCGGUGUCGGGGGUUCUUCCUCGCUAAAUUCGUGAGGAAGAGAUGAAUGCUGACUGACUCAUAAUGUCCGUACCUGUUGACAGACAGACUCGUCUUCCAGGUGUGUGCAGUGCGACUGAUGCUUGCACAUAUGUCCAUUGGCUGAUCGGGUGUGGGUCGCAACAUCUUACACACA